GUAAUCGCGGAAGGAUUUCACGGAAAGGAUAGUUGCUCGUAAAUUGUUAUCAUAAUGGCUGCUAUUCUGCGUCGAUCGAGCUUGCUGUUGGCGGAUAUUGCCACCAAAUCGUCCCCUAAGGUAUUAUCUGGUGGAUCUCAACGGCGCCAUCUUAAUGUCCAGGAGCAUGUUUCGUAUAGCUUCCUUAACGAAGCGGGCAUCCCAACCCCAAGAUUUGGUGUAGCAACAUCUGGUUCCGAGGCCGAAAAAAUCGCAGCUGACUUGAAGACUAAAAAUCUUGUACUGAAGGCGCAAGUUCUAGCCGGUGGUCGUGGAAAAGGCAGUUUCAAAAAUGGGCUAAAAGGAGGUGUUCGUGUGGUGUUUUCACCACAGGAAGCUAAGGAAAUUUCGAGCAAAAUGAUUAAUCAGCUUCUUGUAACCAAACAAACUGGUGCUGCCGGGCGUAUUUGCAAUUCGGUAAUGGUGGCUGAACGGAAGUUCCCUCGUCGUGAAUUUUACUUUGCUGUUAUGAUGGAAAGAGCCUUUAACGGCCCAGUUCUCAUAGCUUCUUCGCAAGGCGGUGUAAACAUCGAAGAGGUUGCGGCAGAAAACCCAGAUGCGAUUGUCUACGAACCCAUUGAUAUUAACAAAGGGUUGCAGAAGGAUCAAGCGAUCCAGGUCGCUAAGAAGGUUGGACUGCAGGACAAACUUGAAGAAACAGCUAAAAUGCUACUCAAUAUGUACGAUCUGUUCGUGAAAAAAGAUGUGCUAUUGAUUGAGAUUAACCCGUAUGCAGAAGAUGCCGCGGAGACUUAUUUCGCUCUUGAUGCUAAGAUGCGCUUCGAUGACAAUGCCGAAUUCCGUCAAAAAGAGCUAUUCGCAAAGCGGGAUCUCACGCAGGAGGAUAAAAAGGAAGUGGAAGCUUCCAAAUUUGAUCUGAAUUACAUCGCCCUGGACGGUUCAAUCGGAUGCCUCGUAAAUGGUGCUGGAUUGGCGAUGGCUACAAUGGACAUCAUUAAGCUGCACGGUGGCGAUCCAGCUAAUUUCCUCGACGUUGGUGGUGGUGCGAGCGUGAAAGCAGUGAAAGAAGCUUUCAAAAUCAUCACAUCCGACCCGAAAGUACACGCAAUCCUUGUUAACAUUUUCGGAGGUAUCAUGCGUUGCGACGUAAUUGCUGAGGGUAUUAUUCAAGCUACGAAGGAGCUCAAUAUAAAAAUGCCCAUCAUAGUGCGACUGCAAGGUACUAACGUGAACGAAGCGAAGGAACUUAUUAAAAAAUCGAAGCUACGCAUCCUGCCCAAGGAUGAUUUGGAUGAGGCGGCAAUGUUGUCGGUGCAUCUGGCGCAGAUUGUACAUCUUGCCCGGGAGGCCCACUUGGACGUAAGCUUCGAAUUGCCCGAUUCCUAUGUUGUCUAAAUUUUAAUGAAUAAAUGAUUGAGGUGUGCGAACACGCCAGACAAUUAAAAAAUAUUAAUAACGACGUGCAUGUGUCAAGUAACGAUACUAACUCUCACUAUCUCUAUUUAUAAUUUUUUGUGAAUGUGUUUCACUCCGUAUAUCAUAUCGGCAAAAGUCAUAUGCAACAAAAAAAAAAAAAAAGAAAUAAACGCACCAUUAGACAAUGUCUGCUGGACAAGAGAUUGAAACGUUGUAAGAAUGAAAUU
Molecule: messenger RNA, 1643 nt
Organism: Anopheles coustani
Lineage: Eukaryota; Metazoa; Arthropoda; Insecta; Diptera; Culicidae
Gene: ScsbetaA
Product: succinate--CoA ligase [ADP-forming] subunit beta, mitochondrial
Exons: 7
Coding region: 55-1395 (446 amino acids)
Biological process (GO): succinyl-CoA metabolic process; tricarboxylic acid cycle
Cellular component (GO): mitochondrion; succinate-CoA ligase complex
Molecular function (GO): metal ion binding; ATP binding; succinate-CoA ligase (ADP-forming) activity
Source: RefSeq, a predicted model, not a curated record